GGGGUGGACAGAAGCCAUCUGUGAUUCGUGGAGUCGAGGUAGCAUCCGCCAUUGCCUAAAUGUGCCAAUAUAGAAGCAAUUUGAGAGGAACCGAACAAGAUAGCGCCCAGCGGCAUAUGUCCUGGAUGAAAUCGUGGCAGGAUCAUCUCAGUAUAUAGGAGUUUACGACCCAAUCCAGAUCCAUGGCCCAAGUUUUAUCCCGGUUUCCUCUACCCAACCACCACGACAAGCCAUUUUUAUAAUUCCUCGCCAACAACGGUAGGUACCAAGACUCCAAAAUGCAGUGGAAAGCCCUCGCCCUCUUCCUCCUCAUGGAGCGCGGGUACAGCCAAGGUGCGAUGCCGAUGAUGCGCUUCAGCUGCUCUCAGCUCGUCGUCGACCGUCUCGACCCCCUCGUAACCCCCGGCUCCAUCCCCUCGCCCCACCUGCACCAGAUCGUCGGGGGCAACUCGUUCAACGCGUCCAUGGACCCGGCGACCCACGACCUGCCGAGCCAGUCCACCUGCACCAGCUGCACCUUCUCGGAGGACUUCUCCAACUACUGGACGGCGGUGCUCUACUUCCGCGCGCGCAACGGCACGUACCGCCGCGUCCCGCAGUUCGCGAGCGAGGGCCUCCGCGCCGACGGCGGCAUCACGGUGUACUACAUCCCGACGCCGGACGGGUCGUCGCCGGUGACGGCGUUCAAGCCGGGCUUCCGCAUGCUGGUCGGCGACGCGGCGCUCACGGGCCCGGGCGACGCGCCCAAGGUCUGCCACCGCUGCAUGCCGCGCACGGGCGACAACACCAACAUCAACUGCGGCGCGCCCGACAGCCAGACGCUGCCGAGCGGCUUCUGCGACGGCGGCAUCAGAUCGGUCAUCACGUUCCCGACCUGCUGGGACGGGAAGAACACCGACAGCCCCGACCACAAGACGCACGUGGCGUACCCGAGCUCGGGGGCCCCGGGCACCGGGGUGGGCGCGUCGGGGGUGUGCCCUCAGAGUCAUCCGGUUAAGAUUCCGCAGGUCAUGCUGGAGGUUAUGUGGGAUACUCGAAUCUUCAACGACAAGAACUUAUGGCCCGAGGAUGGCUCGCAGCCGUUCGUGUGGAGCACCAACGACAAGAACGGCUAUUCGCAGCACGGCGACUACGUCUUCGGCUGGGAGGGCGACAGCCUCCAACGCGCCAUGGACGCGCGCUGCAACGGCGCCGUCUGCAGCCAGCUCAAGACCCAGUCCUCCGAGGAGGCGAUGAAGUGCACCAAGGCGCCUGUUGUGAAGGAGGAGAUUGAUGGAUGGGUGACCUCCAUUCCGGGCCAGGAAAUGUCUGCGUAG
Molecule: messenger RNA, 1316 nt
Organism: Hypoxylon fragiforme
Lineage: Eukaryota; Fungi; Ascomycota; Sordariomycetes; Xylariales; Hypoxylaceae
Exons: 4
Coding region: 279-1316 (345 amino acids)
Source: RefSeq, a predicted model, not a curated record